This is a messenger RNA of Teleopsis dalmanni, 1890 nucleotides long. Its product is annotated as protein aubergine-like. Gene Ontology annotation, biological process: regulatory ncRNA-mediated gene silencing. The transcript is spliced from 6 exons. The annotation marks the transcript as partial. Gene Ontology annotation, cellular component: P granule. The record is from RefSeq and is a predicted model, not a curated record. Lineage: Eukaryota; Metazoa; Arthropoda; Insecta; Diptera; Diopsidae. Gene Ontology annotation, molecular function: protein binding; piRNA binding.
UACUUACAGAUUAGCAUUGACCCGUAUCAUAUAGAAAUCUGGCCAGGUUAUAUUACAUCCAUUCGUCAACAUGAGCGGGAUAUUCUUCUCUGCACUGAGAUUACACAUAAAGUUAUGCGCACCGAUACUCUUUACACCAUACUUCGUCAACUAACGGUCGAAACUAAAGACUAUCAAAAAGCUUUUAAGACUGAAGUUAUAGGUUCUAUUGUGUUGACGGACUAUAACAAUAAAACUUAUCGUAUAACUGACGUUGAUUUUACGAGUUCUCCUCUAUCGACAUUUUCAUUGAAAGAUACAAAAGUUUCAUUUGCUGAAUAUUUUAAAUCGCGUUAUAAUCUAAUCAUAACCGACUCCAGUCAACCAAUGUUAAUAUCGAAACCAACCAAUAAGCAUAUACGUGGUGGUCAAGAAGAAUUUAUCUCAUUGAUUCCUGAGUUCACGCGUGCAACUGGUAUAACUGAUCAUAUGAGAACAAAUAUUCGUUUCAUGAAAUCGAUGAGCGAUCAUACUCGGCUCAAUCCGGAAAUGAGACUUCAACGCUUGAGAAAUUUCAACGAACGUCUCAAUUCUUCUGCUAAAAGUACAGAGGUUCUUAAAGAGUGGAAUAUGAAAUUGGAUAAUGAUUUACUUAAAAUUCCAGCACGUAUUUUACCCUGUGAAAAAAUCUUACUAGGUCAUGGUGUUCGGUAUAUAUGUGAUGAGAAAGCUAACUGGACCCGCGAGUUCCGAAACUGUUCAAUGUUUUGUAAUGCCGAAAUUAGUCGUUGGCAAGUAAUCCUCCCAUCACGUUGUUGUCGUGAAACUCAAUUGUUUGUUCAAAUGUGUAUUAAAGUAGCAAGAAAUAUGAGUUUAGUACUGGCCACACCAAAAUACAUUGAAAUGGAUGACGAUCGUAACAACUCUUAUACAACUGCAGUGGAAAUGGCAACCUCAGAGGAUCCUCAAAUUUUAAUGAUUGUUAUUCAACAACCCAACGAGGAAAAGUACUCUGUCAUUAAAAAGAAGUGUUGCAUCGAUCGACCUGUAGCUUCACAAGUUGUUACUAUGAAAAUGAUAGCACCUACUUCAGAAAAAAGUGCAGGUUUAAUGUCAAUCGCUACUAAAGUUGUCAUACAAAUGAACGCCAAACUACGUGGUAUACCAUGGAUGAUUGAUCUACCACUCAAAGGUCUAAUGACAAUUGGAUUUGAUGUUUGUCAUUCUUCUAAGGAUAAGAAUACCUCAUAUAGCGCCCUUGUUGCCACAAUGGAUGUCCGCAGUUCAUCAAGAUAUUUUUCGGCUGUUAGUAAGCACCAAAAAUUUCAAGAGCUUUCAAAUGAUAUUAUACUGCAUUUCACAUUCGCUUUGAGAGCAUAUAGAAAUGAACACGGAUCUUUGCCUGAACGCAUUUUAUUUUAUCGUGAUGGUGUCGGCGAUGGUCAACUGCAUCAAGUAGUAAAUACUGAGCUUAACCAUUUACGAAUCAAGGCACAAGAAAUCUAUGAAGCGGCUGGAAAACAUGAAAUUGGACCACGUUUAGCUUUCAUAGUUGUUUCCAAACGUUUAAAUACUCGCUACUUUUUCAGCAAUAAUAAUCCACCACCAGGAACAGUCGUUGAUGAUGUUAUAACAUUGCCGGAACGUUAUGAUUUCUUCAUAGUUUCGCAAAGUGUGCGUCAGGGUACGGUUUCUCCUACGAGUUAUAAUGUAAUUUAUGAUACCAUGGGUCUCACACCAGAUCGUAUACAAAUGCUCACAUACAAAAUGACGCACAUGUACUAUAACUACACAGGUACCUGUCGUGUCCCGGCUGUUUGUCAGUAUGCGCAUAAGUUAGCUUAUUUAGUUGCUGAAAGCAUACAUUGUCCACCCUCUCAAUUACAUGAAAGAAAUUUAUACUUUUUGUAA